CGAGGACGGCAUGAGGUGGGCUGGGCCGGAGGAGGCAGAGCCAGACGAGAAAUUUCGAGUUUUAAGUCUACAUUUCUCUCUUUCUUUUUUUCAGACCGCACCACGCGGCUUGCGGGAUCUUAGUUGGCCCACCAGGGAUGGAACCAAGGUCACCAGUAGUGGAAGCGCGGAGUCCUAACCAGUGAACCGCCUGGGGAGUCCCUAAGGCUAAAUUUCCCGACAGUGUAUGGAGAGGAACGGAAGGGGGUGGGCGGGGAGGAACGGCUUAAGGAGGCGAGUCUGGAGGUGCAGAAGGUCACUCAGAAGUCAAGCACCCGCUCCUGCGCCGAGGCCAGUUCUGCUUCUCUGAGGCACGGAAACCUGCCUGGAGCCUCAAAUCCGCUUAACUACACCACAGGGCCGGGAAAGCGCGCACACUAUCUCGAGGAAGUUUGGGUCUCGGCGCCCGCCGUAGACGUCGUGCCAGAGGCGGUCCGUUGUCUUGGAGCCGGCAAGACGCCGUUAGGCCUCCCCCGCCGCGGUCACCAUGUCGGUGCUGGAUGCGCUUUGGGAGGACCGGGAUGUCCGCUUCGACGUGUCCUCACAACAAAUGAAAACAAGACCUGGAGAAGUCCUUAUUGAUUGUUUAGAUUCAAUUGAAGACACCAAAGGAAAUAAUGGGGAUAAAGGUAGACUCUUAGUAACAAAUUUAAGAAUUAUCUGGCGCUCUUUGGCAUUACUCAGAGUCAAUCUUUCUAUUGGUUACAACUGCAUAUUGAAUAUUACAACAAGGACUGCUAAUUCUAAAUUACGAGGCCAAACUGAAGCUCUUUAUAUACUAACAAAAUGUAACAGUACUCGUUUUGAGUUUAUAUUUACAAAUUUGGUUCCUGGAAGUCCUAGACUUUUUACUUCUGUGAUUGCAGUACACAGAGCAUAUGAAACUUCUAAAAUGUAUCGUGAUUUUAAAUUGAGAAGUGCGCUAAUUCAAAAUAAGCAACUAAGAUUACUACCACGAGAACAUGUAUAUGAUAAAAUCAAUGGAGUAUGGAAUUUAUCCAGUGAUCAGGGAAAUUUAGGAACUUUUUUUAUUACCAAUGUGAGAAUCGUGUGGCAUGCAAAUAUGAAUGACAGUUUUAAUGUCAGUAUACCAUAUCUGCAAAUUCGGUCAAUAAAGAUUAGAGAUUCAAAAUUUGGUUUAGCUCUUGUCAUAGAAAGCUCUCAGCAGAGCGGAGGAUAUGUUCUUGGCUUUAAAAUAGAUCCUGUGGAAAAACUACAAGAAUCAGUUAAGGAAAUUAAUUCACUUCACAAAGUCUAUUCUACCAGUCCUAUAUUUGGAGUGGAUUAUGAGAUGGAAGAAAAGCCACAGUCCCUUGAAGCUCUGACAGUUGAACAAAUUCAAGAUGAUGUAGAAAUAGACUCUGAUGAUCACACAGAUGCUUUUGUGGCUUAUUUUGCUGAUGGCAAUAAGCAACAAGAUCGUGAACCUGUGUUUUCAGAAGAACUGGGGCUUGCAAUAGAGAAACUGAAGGAUGGAUUCACCCUACAGGGACUUUGGGAAGUAAUGAGUUGAUCUUGAGUUGAGCUGGGUUUCUAUUUAAAGAUAUCUCAAGAUUAAAGAUACUAGUCGCCUGCUAUAAGGCAUGGCAUAGUUUUUACAUUUACAGAAAAAGCUUUUCAGAGAGUUUUUUUAAUGAUUAAGGAAAAACUCAUUUGUCGAAGAUUUUAUUGCCAGUCUUCUAAAAAUUAUAUUUGAAAUUGUAAUCAAAAUGUAUCUGGUUUGUUGUAAAUAUGUUUAUUUUGUAACUAAUACUUGUAAAUUAUUAGUCUGUGGAUAUUAAAAGACUGUAUCAUGUUGAGUUUAAUAAAGAAUUUAUGCAGCACCAUUAAAUGUUUUGAAAGUGUUAUCUAAAAGCAUAAGACUCUUCUUAUGGAGUAAUCAAAAUGCUGCUUUUUUAAUUAUAAAAAUCUGGUUUAAAUAUAUUUAUCACAUAGCUCCAAAGGUAAGCCAACUCUCAUAUAAAUUAGAAACCUUAAGCUUGUCAUUUUUAGGUAACCAUUUAUGUAAAAACUAAAAAUUUUAGCUAACUUUGAGGAUAUCAACCCCUAUGUAAAGUUUUGGGCACUAUUUUGGAAAUAAUUUCAAUAUCGUUUUGGCAAGAAUACAUUUAUUUUGUAAGGAAAUAGUUUUAAAUAGUUUGUAAAUAAAUAGUUUAUUUGUUGACUUGCUCUUUGUUUGCAUUCAUUGAAACUUCUUUGAAGUUUUCAAAAAUAUGAUAUUAUUUUCUGAUUUCUUGGUCAGGUUAGAUUUGGUGACCUCUCUUGCAUAAGUGUUUUUUGCCACUGCUUCAGUAUAAAGAAACUUUGUAAAGAACUUUUGUCAAAACAUUAACCCUCUUUUUCUAGAGUGAAAAAAGUGAGUGUGUAAAAUCAUUUAAAAUAAGAUGCAACUGUAUGUACAACCAUAGACACAUAGUACAACCAAGGGCUAACCUGAGUUUAAUAAAGA
Molecule: messenger RNA, 2488 nt
Organism: Globicephala melas (long-finned pilot whale)
Lineage: Eukaryota; Metazoa; Chordata; Mammalia; Artiodactyla; Delphinidae
Gene: BBS5
Product: Bardet-Biedl syndrome 5
Biological process (GO): cilium assembly; intracellular transport
Cellular component (GO): ciliary basal body; BBSome
Molecular function (GO): phosphatidylinositol-3-phosphate binding
Source: RefSeq, a predicted model, not a curated record